Plutella xylostella (diamondback moth) is the source of this 1769-nucleotide messenger RNA. Its product is annotated as MTOR-associated protein MEAK7. Gene Ontology annotation, biological process: response to oxidative stress. Gene Ontology annotation, cellular component: nucleus. Lineage: Eukaryota; Metazoa; Arthropoda; Insecta; Lepidoptera; Plutellidae. The record is from RefSeq and is a predicted model, not a curated record.
GCUCAGUUCAUAAUCAACACUUGAUUACAUAAAUCGCAUUUGCAGUCGUGUCAUUCGUUAUCGUUACCGUUACUUUUUAUAGGUGUAGUGUCACCUUAUAAAAUUAAAAAUAAAUUGUUGACAUUUUGUCAAUUUGAUAUUGACACUGACGUAAAAAGUCUCCUGUGUUUUGGUAAUUUUUUCAGCUCAUCACUUCAUCAAUUUCUUAUUGAUUUAUUUUAUUUAAAGCGUUACCUUAUUAGUAAUGUAUGUAUCAAGAUGAAGAUAUGUAAUACUUUGAGUUAAUCGUAGAAUACGAGAGCUAUGAGCAUUCUAGUUUCCGUUGAGAUUAAAUAAAUAGGUAUUUCAGUCGCUGUUGUGAUCGCGAAUUUUGCGAAGUUUUCAAGAAAAUGGGCAAUACAAGUAAGAAAUUGGCAGAGAAAUGCACAAUCCUGACGAAGGAUGAGCAGAAGAUGCUCGCGGUGACAUUCAGGCCGGUGAGCCGGAACUCGCCGAGGGUCCGCGAGGACGACCUGGUCGUGAGUGGCACACUUGACGCACUGUUGUUAGAAAAAGUGUGGGGUCCUCAGAUUGACCCACGGCUGGCGCAGUACCUCAGCAACUUUCUCUUCGGCUUCGGACCCAACAAGUCCGAGACCUGCGACUUCAACAGAUUCGCCGAACUGUACGUGUUUAAUGUAAGAGGUAAUCCUGAUGAACGGAUGACCGCCAUAUACAACUGCUUAGGAAAACAAUUUGAUGAUAGCGAAGUAGAGUAUCAACUAGUUAAAGAGUACUGUGAGAGCAUAGCGUCUACGUAUAUAAAGAUGUUGAAGUCCAACUCUCAAGGCGUCGCCUCGCAGUGGGUGCAAAAAGGCUUUCAGGGAAAAGCUAGACAUGUGCAGGCGCUGGGCGAGGCGGUGGCGGCGGGCAUCUCGGACUGCGACCCGCCGCCCGCCACCGUCACCAGCUCGCACAUGAGCAAGUGGUUAUCAUACGAGACGCUACUGCGCGAGCUGUCUCAGCUGGUGUUCUCCACGCUGUACGGCACCAGCAAGCAGGUGGCGCCGAGCUGCCUGCCCGCGCCUGAUGGCCUCUCAGCCAUGCCGGACUACCCCGCGUUCAUAGACCUGUCGCACAUCGUGUGGGUGAACGCCCACCUGCCGCGCCCGCUGCAGCACAAGUGGCGGUUCCUGUUCUCAUCUCAUAUCCACGGGGAGUCCUUCUCCACGCUGGCCGGCCGCAUAAUCGACCAGGGCCCGUCCAUUAUAAUAAUAGAGGACAAAUCGGGCUACAUAUUCGGCGGGUACGCAGCACAAGCCUGGAAUAUCAACCCUAACUUCUACGGCAAAGAGGAGAGUUUCCUGUUCACUCUGGCUCCGAAGAUGCGAGUGUAUAAUUCGUCGGGCUUCAACAAUCAUUAUCAGUAUAUUAAUAACUUUACGAAGACGCUGCCUAAUGGGAUCAUAAUGGGCGGUCAGUUCGAGUUCGGCGCGAUCUGGCUGCCGGCGGACCCGUUCGGCGAGGGCUCCUCCGCGGAGUCGUGCACCACGUACCGCGGCUACCGGAGACUCAGCAAGGAGAGGGACUUCAAGAUCAAGAGCCUGGAGGUUUGGGGCGUUGGGGAUAAGCCUGUUAGCCUCAAAGAUGACGAGGAGGGCGGCGAGGGCGACGGCAGCAUCCUGGACAAGAACCCCGAGGCGAAGGCGAUCCUCGAUCUCGCGGGCAAGACCCGGCACAGCGACGGCAUCCGCGAACCCGUGGACUAGGCGCCUUAGCCGACACUAAUG